AUGGAGUCGUUGCAGGAGAAGACGCACCCAGCCGGCGACGAGUCGCCCCCAGCUGCUCGGAUCUCCACGGCUUCGGACCAGAGACCUGCGACGUCGAAAAUGGAUCUUGCCGCGUUCGAUGGAUCAUUCGCUCCGGGUGUGCGGCCCGGCGCCGUGCGGUUGACUCCGUGGUAUCGCAGAAGAGACUAUUUCGUGGGCCAAUGGGUUGAUAUAUCUGUGUGGAAGUCUGCUGUUGUCGAGUUCGUUGCGACUACGUGCCUCGUCUUUCUCUCGGGCCAGAUUACUGCUACCCUGGAAAGCUACCAGACGCCGCAAGUUGGCGGAUAUAUCGGCAUUUCCAACAUCAUUCUGAUAGCGACGUUUAUUUACGCGACGGCUCCUGCUUCGGGAGGACAUCUGAAUCCAAUGAUUACGUUUUCGGCAGUUUUGACUGGUCUCUGUUCCGUGCCUCGAGGCAUUCUUUACAUGUGUGCUCAAACUCUAGGAGGUGCCCUCGCAGGUGGAAUUCUCUUGGGUGUCUGGGGUCCUAAAAGAGCCACGAGCUUGCAAGGUGGCGGUUGUUGGUACGACCCAUCCCAGGCAAACCCCGGUCAAAUCUACCUCAACGAAGUCUUCGCGUCAUUUGUCCUACUAUUUCUGUCCUUUGGUGUCGGUCUCGAUCCUCGACAAGCAGCUCUGUUCGGCCCCCGAAUGGGUCCUCUCCUGGUUGGCGCAUCAUUGGGUCUAGUUUCUUUUGCCACGAGCGGAAUCAUUCCUGGCUAUGCUGGAGCGCAGAUGAACCCGUCGAGAUGCCUGGCCUUUGGAAUCGCAAGGCAAGAUAUGACAUGUGAGUGUGCCAUCGAAACCUUCCCGGUGGUGCCGAACUAG
Molecule: messenger RNA, 867 nt
Organism: Trichoderma breve
Lineage: Eukaryota; Fungi; Ascomycota; Sordariomycetes; Hypocreales; Hypocreaceae
Product: major intrinsic protein domain-containing protein
Exons: 4
Coding region: 1-867 (288 amino acids)
Biological process (GO): transmembrane transport
Cellular component (GO): membrane
Molecular function (GO): channel activity
Source: RefSeq, a predicted model, not a curated record